GCUGCAGCCUUCCGCCGGGCGACGCCAUCUGCUCGGGGCCGGGCCGGGCCUCCCGUCGGAAAAAGCCCCCGAGGAGCGGCCCUCCAGGCCCCGCAGCCGUCAUCCCAAUUUGCUCAAAGUACAGGUUGUGCAAAGCGGCGGCGCGCGGCGAGCGCUCCCCGGCUCGGGGGCAGUUUCUCCGCGGGGCGAGCUGCUCGCUGGCUGACUCAGGAGCAGGGCUGCUGGAGCUGCCCCGGCCGGGCACGCAGGCGCCCCGUUGCUGAAGCCCCUCCGUGACAGCGGUAGCAGCAGGCCCUGCUCAUGGCGACGGUGACGAUGCAGCUGAGUGGCCUGGUGCUGGCCAUGCUGGGCUGGCUGGGCACCAUCCUCUCUUGCGCACUGCCCAUGUGGAAGGUGACGGCCUUCAUCGGCUCCAACAUUGUGGUGGCCCAGGUCUUCUGGGAAGGGCUGUGGAUGAACUGCGUGUAUGAGAGCACGGGGCAGAUGCAGUGCAAGGCGUACGACUCGCUGCUGGACCUAACCUCCGACCUGCAAGCAGCCCGCGCCCUCGUGAUCACCUCUAUCAUUGCGGCCUUCUUUGCCUUCCUUACCGCCAUCAUGGGUGCUGAGUGCACCCGCUGCGUGGAUGACAACGGGGCCAAGAUGAGGAUCUCCCUUGUGGCAGGCGCCAUCUUCAUCGUGGCUGGCAUUGUGCUGCUCAUCCCCGUGUCCUGGUCCGCCAAUACCAUCGUCAGCAACUUCUACAACCCCAUGGUACCCCAGGCGCUCAAGAGAGAGCUGGGGGCUGCCCUGUACAUAGGCUGGGCCUCCAGUGCCCUCCUGCUCUUUGGUGGAGGUAUCUUGUGCUGCUCCUGGCCGCCAGCCCAGCAGGAUCCCUACCCCAAGAAGUACAGAGCAGUGAAGACCUGUACCCCUAUGAGCUACCCCAUGAAAGACUACGUGUGAGAUGCCCUUCCUGGAAAAAGCUGUUCCCCGCCCAGCCUCGCCACUCGAUUGCAGGGCCCUGGAGCUGCCAGCUCAAAAGAAAACACUGCUGAGCCUGGGGGUGGUGGUUUAUUGGGUCCCCAUCCCACCCUAGAGCUCCUGUCUGCCUGUGUCCCACCAGUCCCCUCCCUGCUUGCGCACAGCCUCCUCCUUCCUCACCCUGCUCUCAACCUCACCGAGGAUUAUGCUGUCACCCUCCUGCCCCCCUGCCAUGUGUGGGCCCCUCCCCCUCCCUGUAGGGAAAGGGGGUGGCCAGAUCCUGCUCACAGCCUGCUGUCCCCAUGGCAGUGCCACCACGGUCCCCCGUGAGACACAGCCACAUGUGGGCUACCUUCACGCUCUCCUUGGAUGCUGCUGGCUGCUUCUGAUUCAUUUAUAAAUGUCUGGGUGCCCCCGA
This is a messenger RNA of Dromaius novaehollandiae (emu), 1381 nucleotides long. Its product is annotated as claudin-4-like. The record is from RefSeq and is a predicted model, not a curated record. The transcript is spliced from 3 exons. Gene Ontology annotation, biological process: cell adhesion; bicellular tight junction assembly. Lineage: Eukaryota; Metazoa; Chordata; Aves; Casuariiformes; Dromaiidae. Bases 301 to 945 code for a protein of 214 amino acids. Gene Ontology annotation, molecular function: structural molecule activity. Gene Ontology annotation, cellular component: bicellular tight junction; plasma membrane.